UUUCCUAAAAAUCACAAUGCUUUGUUUCAUCGUACUUCUCGUUCUCGGAAUCAGAUGCUCCGCCAAUUUUCAUGUUCCGAGCUUCAUUAUUCCGCACCCAAGUCCCGUUUUGAUCGUAGAGAAGCAGAUCACCUCUCUUGAAACAGCAGUGAGCUCCGGUGAUAAGAAAACCCUUCUCAAAAUAUUUGAUGUCACAAAAGGUGAUGAUCCGUACGCUGACAAACUUAUCGAAUCUAGCAAGACAAUCAAAAUUACGGUAACAAGUGCUCGAUACGUGUCCUACAACCGAAUUGAGGCGGAAUUGCAAAUCUCUGGAUCGAAAUCUAGAAAUGGAAAGUGGUAUUUGAAUAAGAGUUUUCUCAGUCCGACUAGCUGGAAAAUCGACGGGAUUCAACGGAAAAAGUCUCAAAAUUCUACGUGGCAAUGGUGUUAUAUUGGCCUGUUCAAAUGUUUUAUAGAUGUCGUUUCUGAAAUAAACUGACUCUCGGUUUAUUAAAUUUCAAAAUGCAAAGUGUA
Caenorhabditis elegans is the source of this 516-nucleotide messenger RNA. It is a transcript of the gene C16C8.22, whose product is annotated as PLAT domain-containing protein. The transcript is spliced from 3 exons. The record is from RefSeq and is marked reviewed. Lineage: Eukaryota; Metazoa; Nematoda; Chromadorea; Rhabditida; Rhabditidae. Bases 17 to 481 code for a protein of 154 amino acids.